This is a messenger RNA of Lindgomyces ingoldianus, 762 nucleotides long. RefSeq lists its product as uncharacterized. Bases 1 to 762 code for a protein of 253 amino acids. NCBI's taxonomy places the organism in Eukaryota, Fungi, Ascomycota, Dothideomycetes, Pleosporales, Lindgomycetaceae. The transcript has 8 exons. The record is from RefSeq and is a predicted model, not a curated record.
AUGCAAAAGAAUGCUUCGCGUUGGAAAGAAUAUGUGAUACUCCAUCCAUACCAACCCACCUCCAUCCUCCCCUCAAUCUUUAAUGGCACCCUCGCCGUCUGCUUUCUCGAUUCCGCAAUGAGCCGAGACUACGACGACCGAAAACAAGGAGUUGGGCUGGGGCAGAAAUGGCGUAUUAAAACCAGCCGGUGCGAAGAAUUCUUUGACAAAAGGGAAGGGGGUGGAGAUGAUACACUAGAUUCAAUUGACGUCAAGGCUUUGAGGAGGGUUGAAACGCCUGGAGAUGUUGGCUCGGUGGUUUGGCCGAAGAAUAGACUGAGUGAGACGUUGAGGAAGAUUGGGAAUAUUGGUAGAGAAAGGAAAGAAAGCCCGCAAGUGAGUUUGGUUUGGCAUUGGUCACAAGGUAUCCUCCCUUUCCAGGACUUGACUCCUACCCACAUAUAUCAUGGUUCAUCCAAGGUGGGACAUAUGGGCACAUUCAUGAACAAGAAUCUUGAUUUGGACAGAUGGAAACUCAGAUGGAACCCCGAAGCGCGAGACAUAAGCGCAUCAUAUGAUUGGAAGCAAGAUAAUCUGCAUCGGCUGACAUCCAAGCCUGACAUCCAAGCUAAAGAAAGGGGACGGGAUUUAAUUCAGACAUCAGCCGUUCCCUACGAAACAGGCAGCUUCGCUACGGGACUGUCAAACCCUCGUAGCGAGAAUACCUGCAUCUCAGCCGUAUUCAGUACCCCAGGUAUCCUAGGCAAUUCAGCUUCCCCUUAG